UACACGAGCUCUUUUGUUCGCCGAUAUCCCUCCACCGUCAGCCAUUGACCCGACCGCACCUCCCCAAUUUCAGAGAUAAUCUUCUCAGUAGCCAAGAUGUCUGACGAGGAGCGCGUUACGAAGCCGUUCAAGUUCGUUACAGCUGGAACCGAUGCUCGAUUCCCGAACAUGAACCAGACCAAGCACUGCUGGCAAAACUACGUCGACUACCACAAGUGCAUUCUCGCCAAGGGCGAGGACUUCGCUCCUUGCAAACAGUUCUGGCUCGCCUACCGAUCCCUGUGCCCCAGCGGUUGGUAUCAGCGAUGGGAUGACCAACGAGAGGCUGGUAACUUCCCUGCUCGCCUGGAGUAAGCGGCUGUGACAGGAAAACGGAUAUUAGAGGUUUGGGAUCACUCGAGCUUGUUGUACUAGGACUAUCGUAGCACCUGGGGAAUGCACGCAGAGCAGCUAAGAUGACGUUGUACUUUAUCGUCUGACUUGCCCCGUAACGUUGUCGACUCCUUGAAUAGCAGAUGUCGGCGGUGAUUUUAUUUACUGGAUACACUUUUG
Phialemonium atrogriseum is the source of this 552-nucleotide messenger RNA. Its product is annotated as cytochrome c oxidase. Gene Ontology annotation, cellular component: respiratory chain complex IV; mitochondrion. The record is from RefSeq and is a predicted model, not a curated record. The transcript is spliced from 5 exons. NCBI's taxonomy places the organism in Eukaryota, Fungi, Ascomycota, Sordariomycetes, Cephalothecales, Cephalothecaceae. Bases 97 to 354 code for a protein of 85 amino acids.